AUCUCCCCAGCCGACACAGAAGACUUUUCCACAGUCACAGCAGGCUCUGACGGCAUCGCUUCAUACAGCACCACACAGAGAACAGGCAUGGAAAAUAAGGCCUUGGAACCCGACUCUGUGAGUAUUCCCAUGGCGGACAGUUUCAGGUGUAACAGGGCUGGUCAGACAGCCCAGCCUUGGCGACAGGAGGUUUCCACGUUGAAGCAGAAGAAAAUGGAGAACAGGACCACAGAAGCACAGCGCUUCACCCACCUCCCCAAACGCUCAUCGGUAGACCUUGAGUUCAUUGACAUCUCUUACACCAUUCAAGAUGGUCCAUGCUGGAGGGGGAGAGGAGUCAAAGCCUUAUUGAAAAACCUCUCUGGAAAAUUCUGCAGUCGGGAGCUUGUUGCAAUCAUGGGGCCCUCAGGUGCUGGGAAAUCUACCUUAAUGAACAUUUUGGCGGGAUACAGGGGAACGGGAAUCAAGGGGCAGAUCCUUGUAAAUGGGAAGCCCAGGGAUCUCAGGACAUUUAGGAAAAUGUCCUGCUAUAUCAUGCAGCAAGACUUGCUGCUGCCACAGCUCACGGCACGGGAAGCCAUGAUGGUGUCUGCCAAUUUGAAGCUCAACGAGACUAUGGAUGUGAAAAAAGAACUGGUGAACGAGAUUCUGAUUGCCUUAGGACUUCUUGACUGUGCUCAUACUCGUACUGACUCACUGUCAGGGGGUCAAUGCAAAAGGCUCAGCAUUGCCCUUGAACUGGUCAACAAUCCACCAAUUAUGUUCUUCGAUGAACCCACCAGUGGCUUGGACAGUGCGUCCUGUCAUCAGGUGGUCUCCCUAAUGCGUUCUCUUGCGCUGGGAGAACGGACUAUCAUCUGCACCAUCCACCAGCCAAGUGCCAAACUGUUUGAGAUGUUUGACAAGCUCUACAUCCUGGGACAGGGUCAGUGUAUCUACAAAGGCACCGUCCCCUACCUCAUACCCUAUUUGAAGGGACUGGGACUUUACUGUCCAACCUACCACAACCCCGCAGACUUCAUCAUUGAAGUGGCAUCAGGACAGUAUGGAGACUUCAACCCUGUUUUAUUGGAGGCGGUCCAAGGUGGAAUGUGUGCAUUCGAUGAGAAGAAGAACCGCUGUGAUAACAACGGCACAACAAAGCACCCAAAGGAUGCUGGACACAUGGACGGUCGUACCUUUGCCACAAGCACACGGACACAGUUCUGCAUCCUAUUCAAGAGAACUUUCAUCACUAUUUGCCGAGACCAGGUGUUGACCCAUCUCAGACUGAUGUCCCACAUCUCCAUCGGUGUGCUGAUAGGCUUGCUGUACUUGAACAUCGGGAAUGAUGCCGGCAAGGUGUUGAACAACACAGGAUUUCUUUUCUUCUCAAUGCUCUUCCUCAUGUUUGGUGCGCUCAUGCCAACCGUGUUGACCUUUCCUCUGGAAAUGUCGGUGUUUCUGAGGGAGCAUCUGAACUACUGGUACAGCCUGAAGGCGUACUAUCUGGCCAAGACCAUGGCUGAUAUUCCAUUCCAGGUGAUCUGCCCCAUUAUGUACUGCAGCAUAGUGUACUGGAUGACAGAGCAGCCUCCGGAAGCCAGCCGCUACCUCCUCUUCCUUGCACUGUGUAUCUGCACUUCUCUUGUAGCGCAGUCACUCGGCCUGCUAGUUGGCGCCGCCUCCACCUCACUGCAGGUGGCCACCUUUGUUGGACCGGUCACAGCUAUCCCCGUGCUGCUGUUCUCUGGAUUCUUCAUCAACUUUGACACAAUUCCAAAGUAUCUGCAGUGGAUCUCUUAUGUGUCUUAUGUCAGGUAUGGUUUUGAAGGAGUGAUUGUGUCCAUCUACGGGAUGAAUCGUUCAGCGCUGGAGUGUCCGGGCAAGGCGUGUCGUUUCCAACAGCCUGAAGAGGUUCUUCACUUAUUGGACAUAGGAGACGCAAAACUCUACAUGGAUUUCAUCGUUCUCUUAAUUUUCUUCCUAGUCUUACGACUGGCCACCUACCUUAUCCUCCGCUAUAAAAUCAAGGCCGAGCGGUAGCUCCGACUUGUCUCCAAGAAGGUUUGCCAUGCCAUUCCAUCCUUUUCCACUUCACUGUAUACGUUGCUGCUAAAACCAGGCCUCUACUGACACCAUCCUUUACCGAAGGUGGCGGCUGUAUUUCAGUAUUCACCAGCUUUACCUCAACAUAUGAGCCUUCUAGCAGCAUGUAAGACCAAAACAUAUCUCAAACACGCUGAGUCAGUGAUACUAGUCCCUGAGGAAAAUGCUAACUGACCUUCAGGCCUGGACAAGCCAAAUAACUGCAUCGUCAUGGUGAUGAUCAUCCUGGUUUGGUACAUCAGGGGUCUUCGAUGUUUCUGAUGGUAUCAGGUGGCAUCAUUAAAAAAAGAUAAUAUGAGGAAUAUUAGUAAAUAUUUAGGUAAAUAUGAUUCUUUUUUACCAAUGGUGCACAAAUGCUCAGGCAGUCAUGUUUGGUGCUAACCUUCAGCUUUCAUAGCAACAUAUAAACAUCUAAGGGGCAUUCUGAGGAUACCUGCACUUGGUACCGACAUAAGUAGUAUUUUUCAAUGAAGUGUCAUUUUUACUCAAAAUAGUAUUUAGAUGUGUAGUGUGUGUACUGUAUGUACAUUUUGUAUCCUGACUGUACAGCACAAGUAUUACAAAU
Molecule: messenger RNA, 2653 nt
Organism: Doryrhamphus excisus (bluestripe pipefish)
Lineage: Eukaryota; Metazoa; Chordata; Actinopteri; Syngnathiformes; Syngnathidae
Source: RefSeq, a predicted model, not a curated record